Molecule: messenger RNA, 1102 nt
Organism: Prunus avium (sweet cherry)
Lineage: Eukaryota; Viridiplantae; Streptophyta; Magnoliopsida; Rosales; Rosaceae
Product: tail-anchored protein insertion receptor WRB-like protein
Biological process (GO): tail-anchored membrane protein insertion into ER membrane
Cellular component (GO): GET complex
Molecular function (GO): protein-membrane adaptor activity
Source: RefSeq, a predicted model, not a curated record
UUAGAAAACGACGACAAUGAACAGAAAAAAAAAAAAGAAAAAAAAAGAAGAGAAAACGAUGACGAGACAGAUGUGAGAAGCAGGAGAAAGUAACCGAGAGCCAGCCAGAUGCAGAGGUGGCGGUGGUAUUGAGAUUCUGAGAGGACGAAGAAGGGGUGUUGUUGGUACGGAUAUAGCAAGGAGACCAUCAGAGAUGGGAGAGGUGGUUGAAACCCUAGAGGGCCAUAGAAGGUCGGUGGCAGCUCCUCUCGUCUUCAUACUCGUCGUCGUUUUCCAAUUUGUCUCCAGGUGGCUGCAACAGUUGAAGAAGAGGGGAGUGAAGACUGCUACGGCAAACCGGUUGCGUGGAGAAAUUAAGGAGCUUUUGAAGGAGGCAAGCUCAUUGUCACAGCCUUCAACAUUUGCACAAGCUGCAAAGCUAAGGAGGAUGGCAGCUGCUAAGGAGAAAGAACUUGCAAAUUAUCAAGAAUUGCAUGGCAAGGAGAGAAAACUUUCAUAUGAGUUGUAUCUGCAAGUUUUGUUCAUCUCGAAGGUCUUAACGUAUCUUGUGCUGAUUUGGUGGUUUUGGAGGGUUCCUGUUGCCUCCAUAUCACAACAACUUGUGCAACCCUUUGGGAAAGUGCUAUCAUGGAGGGCUGGAGGAAUUUUAAAUGAAAAUGUUAUGGUAGGAAUUAUACCUUGGUUGAUAUUAUCUACUAGGGUUAGCAAAUUUGUUUGUCGACUGUUCAAGUUCAAAGAAUUGAAGUGAUCGUCCUGUGAAGUGGUUACUAUGAGAAAAGUAAUUAGGACUGCUUUGCUUUACUUCGUAACAAUAUCUAAACAGAGCUUAGAAAUUUGGAAACUACGGACCCUCUGCCAUCCAUUGCGGCAGAGCCGUUUCAUGAGCCGGGGGGGCUAAGUGCAGUUCUUUGUUAGUCAAAGAAUUUGUAUUGAUUUGCUGUACUUUUUUGGUCUAUGUAAAUUUAGUUUAGUAUUUGUGAACUCUGUAGUAUGUAGAAAACGGAAAACUUAUUCUUUAAUUUUAUUUACUGAAAGAAAGAUCUAGUCAGAUGCUGUGAUGUAUUCUGUGUUUGCCACUCAGUACUCAGCUUUCUUUGAGGGA